Messenger RNA from Adineta steineri, 969 nucleotides. Lineage: Eukaryota; Metazoa; Rotifera; Eurotatoria; Adinetida; Adinetidae. The record is from the annotation of a GenBank genome assembly.
AUGGCUUCUGAUGUAACUCGUAGUAAUAGUCAAAUCGAAUUAAUUAAAAAUGAUAUUUUAAUAAAUAAAUCAACAAUGAAUACUGACGAAGAAGAAGCUACAGUCCCAAAAUUAACUGAAGAAACUACAAUAACAACACCAUUAUUACCCAAUAAUGAAAAUUCAACACGUAAAAUUUCAUUAUCAUCAACAAGUUCAAAAUCAAGUGAUUAUCCUGAUAUAUGUCGAAUAUGUCAUUGUGAAAGUUCAAAUGAUGAACCAUUAAUAUCACCAUGUUUAUGUUUGGGUACAAUGCAAUAUUUACAUCAAGCAUGUUUACAACGUUGGAUUAAAAGUGCCGGUGUUAAAUCAUGUGAACUAUGCAAAUUUGAAUUUAUAAUGCAUUCAGAAAUUAAACCAUUUAAUCAAUGGCAAAAAUUAGAUAUGAAUGUUGUUGAAAGACGAAAGAUUAUGUGUUCCGUUGCGUUUAAUUUAAUUGCUGUGACUUGUGUUCUUUGGUCAUUCUAUGUUUUAAUUGAAAAAACAAGAGAUGAAGUUAAAGCGGGAAAACUUCAGUGGCCAUUUUGGACAAAAUUAAUUGUUGUAGCCGUCGGAUUUACUGGAGGAUUGGUAUUUCUUUAUGUUCAAUGUAAAAUGUAUCUCCAGCUUUGUAUUCGUUGGCGACAAUUUAAUCAACGUAUAGUUAUUCAUUCAAUUAGUGAUCGUCAUAAUGGUAAUUCAUCAUCAGGAAUAAAAAGUUCCAAUAAUAAUAAUAAUAACAGUGGUAAUUGUAUAAUAACAGUACUUGAUGCAAAUGAUUUACCUCCAUUAAAUUCUAAUACAUCAAUGACGGCCAUGACUAGUAAUAAUAAUUCAACAAAUUCAACUUCACCUCAAUCAUCAGUUAAUCAUAAUCGACGUCAUGAUAAUAAUCGAAACGUUUUACAUCGCUUUUUAAUAUUUCAUCGAUCGGAUCAAUCUCAAACUUAA